AUGUAUUUGACCACCCAAGUUGCCCGCCUUGUCGAUCCCCCAGCCUCUGCCCUGGCUUCGGAGACGGGGUGGAGGUGGUGCCCCGCGCGGGUUAGUCAACCAUCGUCAUCCGGCCCUUGGGCAACUCAUCACGAUGUUGCGGGUGCCUUCCUCGACGACCUCCGCAUGCUCCUCCAGCGAGCACGACCUCUGACCACAGCAAUGGCCUCAGUCCGAACAACUCGACGAUCCGCACGAGUGGCGGCAGCGACCGCUAACGGGUUCGGCGCAUCCGGAGCGCCGUUGCCCACUUCUGUCAAAGUUGAGGAUAGCACCCCUACAACGCCGACGAAGCCGGCGAAGCGUCGCAAGGUGUCCGCAUCAGAUGCUUCUGCCAAAGAAGAAGCCGGCUCAACCCCAAAGAAGCCGAAGGCGGGAAAGAAGGAUGGCACGAUCCCGCCCCUGACGCGGCACACACCACCGCCGGCUGUUCACUUGCCCACGGCGCUCGCGCAUCUCUCCGCCGCAGACCCGCGCUUCGCCAAGCUCUCGGAGCGCGUGCCGUGCAAGCCCUUCCUGGGGCCCGACGGACGCAAUGGACACAAGGACGAUCCGUUCCGCUCACUCGUCACGAGCAUUAUUGGGCAGCAGGUGUCGUGGAUGGCGGCGCGGAGCAUCACGAAGAGGUUCAUCGAGUUCUUCUGCGGUCCGGUCGAUGGAGAGGAGAGGGGAGACUGGCCAUUCCCGACACCAGAACAGGUUGCAGCGUCAAACAUUCUUGACCUGAAGGGCGUCGGCUUCAGCACACGCAAGUCCGAGUACGUGAUCGAGCUGGCCGGACACUUCGCCGCCGGCCGCCUCUCGACGGAGGCCCUCCUCACCGCACCGGACGAGGACGUUCUCGCUGCCCUGACGGCGGUCAGGGGUAUUGGGAAGUGGACCGUAGACAUGUUCCUAAUCUUCACUCUGCGACGCGGCGAUGUGCUGCCAGUCGGCGACUUGGGAGUUCAAAAAGGUCUUCUGCGCUGGGUACUCGCGGCUCACGGCGCACUGCCGCCUCCGAAGCUCUCCUCGACGCCACGCAAGUCGCUCCCCGCUACGCCUAGCAAGACGCCUGGCGAGCCCGCUGAACCCCAGUCACCAACAGCCUUGACACACACAACCUCAGUGGGAGCCAUGGAGCCCCCAGCCACACCGGUCACCCCGAACAAACGGAGCCUGGAAGCAGCCAGUUCGAGCGCGACGUUGCUGAACGAGCCUGCAACGCCCACACCGGCGAAUGGCCCCGCAGGUAGCAGUAUCUUACCUGCUACGCCAGCACCGCCUCCCGUCACUCCCAGCGCGAGUACAAAUCCCUCCCUGCCGCCUGCUGAGGACGACAGCCUGAUCGCCGUUACGCCUGACUGGAGUUCCGAGCAUGCGCUGAAGGCAGCGCCACUGCCACCAGGACUCGACAUCAGCACGUUGCGAUCCCGCCUCGCGGGCAAGAAAGCCAAGCCGAGCUGUGCGUUUGCUCCAGUGCACGGACGCGAGUGGGUCGGCGGACUAGCCUGUCCGCCGCUGAAGGUGACGUGUGACGCGAUCGGCGGUUGGAACAUGACACUGCCUUCACAUGCCGUGGUUCACUCCAUCUAUCCGCCGCAAUCGCUCGAUGACGAGUGGAACGAUGCUAACAGCAGGGGCGGCGUGUACCUCCUGCCCGAGGAGAUGGAGGCGCUGACGGCGAACUGGCGCCCAUACCGCUCGGUCGGCACGUUCUUCACUUGGGCCAUGGCCGGCGAGAAGUGA
This is a messenger RNA of Trichosporon asahii var. asahii CBS 2479, 1767 nucleotides long. RefSeq names its product DNA-3-methyladenine glycosidase. The transcript has 3 exons. Gene Ontology annotation, biological process: DNA alkylation repair; base-excision repair, AP site formation; base-excision repair. Bases 1 to 1767 code for a protein of 588 amino acids. The record is from RefSeq and is a predicted model, not a curated record. NCBI's taxonomy places the organism in Eukaryota, Fungi, Basidiomycota, Tremellomycetes, Trichosporonales, Trichosporonaceae. Gene Ontology annotation, molecular function: DNA-7-methylguanine glycosylase activity; DNA-3-methyladenine glycosylase activity; alkylated DNA binding. Gene Ontology annotation, cellular component: protein-DNA complex; nucleus.